Molecule: messenger RNA, 682 nt
Organism: Dimorphilus gyrociliatus
Lineage: Eukaryota; Metazoa; Annelida; Polychaeta; Dinophilidae
Source: the annotation of a GenBank genome assembly
AAUGAAUGGCUUAGAGAUCACGGCAAUAAACGAAUAUGCAGCUUGGAUAAAUUCAAAGAUAUGGUUUCCAGAGGAAAAUCAGAAAUUCGAUGGCUAUAACAUUAGUUAUUACGCGUUUAGAACAACAAUAAGGAAUAUUCUAUUCAGUCAUAACGUAAAAGGAAUGGAUAAAUUUCAACUCUUGUUGAAGUGGACAAAAGGCCAAGCUAGAAAACUAAUAGAAAUUGUCUAUGAUAUUGAAACGAAAGAGCCAUUUGAUUUUGCAAUAGUGCUUCUGGAUAGCAGAUACGAUAGUUUAGCUGCAAAAUCUUCUAACAUAUUUGCCCUUGAAAAACUUUACACUCAGCCACCAAUUCUUGAGGGUAAUAGUGAUAGGGCGGCCGAUAUUGCUUCUGCUCUUACACGGAUAUUUUAUCUUAAUCCUUCGGUUAAGGAUAAACAGUUGACAGAUUACUCGUAUAUAGUAUGCGUGGCUCUUUCAAAGUUCAGCAAUGAAAUGAGAAACGAAUGGAAUGAAAGGAAAGAAGACCAGAAAGACUUUUUAAAUCUCAUACAUUUUGUUGAAAGGUCACAAGAAGGAGAAAUGCCUGUCGAGGAAAUGCACUAUCUGUGGAAAGUUACACCACGAAUUAAUACACUAAUAAAAAACCCCCUCAACCUGCUCCCUCCUUGUGAGGGAUGA